CAUUUUUACCCAAAACAUUAACUUUAUUUUAAAUUUUAGUCCCUUUCAUGACAUUUCAGGAACUUUUCAUCUUUAUUUUCUUAUUUCUAAAUGGCACUGAAGCACAUUCAACUUGGGGUUAUUUCCUUGAUCGCUUCAUUUUUUAAGUUUUUGUCACCCUUGUCUGUUCAUGUAAGUGUAGCAGGUUUUUAUUUCAACUAAAUUAUAGACGUGACGUUUGUCAAAAUGUGUUUAUUUAUUCUUUGGAUGUGUUUAGUUUAGUCAGGAAGUUGUUUCUCCGGACAUUUUGUUGAUAUUUUUUAAGUUCUGUUACGUUGCUCUUGACGGUUACCAUAGUAACCAGUAACCGAAAGCUCCGCCCCCUUUUUUCUGUUAGGAUCAGCUCGGUGUUUACUUUACAAAUAUGAUAUUUUACUAUAUAUUUUAGACAAAUUUAAUCACAUGCAGUGUUUCAUGAGUAAUUCUGCUAUGUUUUGUGUUUUUUUAUUUCAUUAUUAAUGUUGUCCAUUUUUACUAUGUUUAAUUUUAAAAAUGCUAACUGCUGCUAACUGCCCAUUGGGAGCCAUUGCUUUGUAGUUUGUUUAGGGUUAUUUAUUACAUUUUAUUUAAUGCAUAGAGGCAGAAGUUGCUGGAUUGAUGUUAACCACUAACUUGAUUUCCUCUUUUGUUGGAAUAAAUAUAAUAAACCUGAAUGUGUCUGUCGUGAAGUCAACCUGAGACGGUUACAUGAGCAUCCAAACUUUACUAGUAAAUCUUCAUUUUUAGCAUGUUUUUCAGCAUGUCAACCAUUUACAAUUACCUCCAAAUCAAAUUAGAAACUCCCAGGAGGAGACGCUCACUGCCAGAGACCCACACUGGACAAAAAGGACAAGAGUGAGGAAAAGCUCAGGUGAUCCGAAGACAGGAACACUGGAGGAGAGACCUUUCAUCAGAUUAAUGAGAAAAUAAAAAGAAGUGAGCAAAAGUAGAGGAGAAAUUUAAUUAUGGAAUGAGCCGGAGGUCGUUUCAGAUCAAGCUGUUAUAGUUGUAGCAUCCAGGGAAGCGGUUCCUUCAGCUCCUGUUGGAGAACCGAGCAGAGGGACUUUAAAGAAGAAUCAUGACUCGUUUACAUCUCCUAAUUGGACUCCUGAGUUGUCUUCACCUGGCAGGAUGUUUGCAGUGUUACACCUGUGUGUUUCCUGCCAUUUCUCCCAUGGACUGCAUGAAGUUUCCUCUGGAGUGUCCUGCAGGCCAGCGCUGCCUGUCCAGCGUGGCGACAGGAAGGCGAGGCGCCGUUCAGCUGACGAUAUACGAGAAGAGUUGUGCCGUCCCGACGCAGUGCGGCUUGGCCGGACAGAAGUACACCUCAGGGGUGUACUUUAACUACACCAACGACUGCUGCGACACGGAUCUUUGCAACGCCGCCGGGUCUGUUGGUGCCCUGAGCCUGAGAGGAGCGCUGCUGUGCCUGCUGCCUGCACUCGGCCUCCUGCUGGUCUGAACAGAACCACCAGAACCGGACCGCCUCUGCCUCCAAAUGCCUCUUUAGAAAAGAAUGGCUGAGAUGUUAAAGGAAAAUUAAGUCUUAGUUCAUCACAAGUUGCACCAUCAGUAUUAUUUGUUAUCCAGCAGUUCUUCUAGAAGAUAUUUAAGUGUAAAACAGGUGGAAAACAUUUCUACUGAAAGAUAUUUAUCUAGAAAGAAUGUUAAAAAUAAUUAAAUGUAACUUUUCCUGACCUUCACCUUAAAAUUUUGGUUCUUUCUGAACUAUUAGUCAAAAUUAUAAACUGAGGAGCAUAAAUUAUAAUUCAUAUUCUCCAAAUUUCUCCAGGCAAUAAGAAGAAAUAAAAAAUAAAUUAACUAGAAUAAAGUCAUACCAGAAUAAUGACUUUAUUCUCAAAAUCUUAUACAUUAUUAUUUUCUAAGUGAAGUCCUAAUUCUCCGUCAUAUUAUGGUUAAUAAUAGUAGUAAUUGUUAUUACUACUAUCACAAUAUAGUAAUAUAAAUUGCGACAGCCAGCUAAGCAAAGUUGGUGGAAUCAACUGACUCACUCUUUGGUUGCCUAGCAACUCGCUCAUUAUUCUUUGGUUACCUAGCGACAACUUGCCGAGGAACUUGCUGAGCAGCAGUUUCAGGUUUUGCCUCAUUACUGCUUACAAAUAAACAGCAGCAUGGGGGAUAAGAGGGAAGGUCAUGACACCAGUUUGGCAGCAUUUCAGGUAUUUAAAACAAAAAACGAAUCAAUAAUUAUUGAUAUUCUGAUAUGAAACGCUCAUGUUUUUCAGCGUUAUUGUCUAGCUCUAUGUUGCACUGGCUGGAUUAAGACUAGCUGUUUAAAAAAGAUAAAUAAAUGAAAAGUCAGCUUAUAUGAACUCAAACAUGUACAAUGUGACGGUGAGAGGAGUUGCGUUUUCAGUUUUAUGCUGGUGGUGGCGCUACAGAUCAUCUGAUUUUUGUCAAGUUUUACAUGUGAAGUGUUUUUUUAAGUUCCUGUGAAGAGAUUUAAAAGUCCUACUUCUGUUUUUUAAGUUUCUAUAUAAAAACAGGUUUGCCAGAUUGUCCUGAUAGAUCAGCUAACAUUAAUGCUGUUUGGUUUCCCUAAACAAAACAUUUUGUACCAAACGAUGUAGAAUCAGUUCUUUUCUCUUGGGACUUUUACAAAUAUGGAGAUAAAUAAUAAAAGCCCUCAUAUUUCUAAUUGUCAUUAUUAUACAGAAUCUUAAUAGUUUUAGAUUAUAUCAUAUUUACACUGGUUAUUGUUUGGACCAUUGAUUAAAUCUCAGAUUAUCACCUCUGAUCGAACCAAAUAUAACGAAGCAACUCCCUUGUUGGUCAGUUAUGUGAAGCAUAUUAACAUAUUCAGCAAACUACAUAAAAAAUUAACGUGUAAUAUUCAUGAGUACAAAUUAUGACAUGUUCAGCAGGAACUUCCUUCUCCGAUUUCUUUUUAUGUGGACAUUUCAAUAAAAACAAUCCUCAAAACAAGCCAGAAAUAAAAAAGGACGCGUUUUAUUAUGAAGAUAUUUUUAUUGGAACAUUAAUAAAAGUAAAAUACAAAAAGUUUCAGCUGUGAGUUCGAUUGUCCUUGCUGCCGCUUUGAUUUUUUUAACUUCAUGAUGCCAUUAGCAUUAAGACAGAGUGAAAAAUCACAACAUCAAUAACAAAACAUGAAAUGAAACGCAGAAAAUAAAAAUCCAACACAUUUCCUGGUCCCUGAAAUUGUUUCAAAUACAUAUUAAGAAAUGAGAGUUUCUGCUAUGAUUGGACAAAAAACACAAAUAAUGAUUAACAGUGAAGUUAUUCAUAUUUAAUCCCUUUAAGCAUUAGUCCAUAUUAAAAAAUAGAUCAAAUCCACAUCAGUUCAACAAGCAAAACAUUCUGUAUUCAAACCCAGAUCCUUCAUAAAAUUUGGGUUUAUUGAGGUGAAUUAACUCACAGCUGAUUUCCAACACAGCCCAACUACAGGAUUUUCUAAUUGCACUUCGGUCAUUUUUAGCAACACUAAAGAACUUCAUAUCAAAACAAUGUUAAAUGUUAAACUGUGUUACCCUGAGGUUUACUGGAUGUGUUACUGCUUGACCAAAGUGAGUUAUUAGCUCCAGUUCCUUCCAUUUUGAUUUAAUUCAAGGUUGUUUUACAGGCAAGAAAACUUCGAGGAGUGAAUUGAGCCAACAGACAGAGUUACGACCGAGUCUCAGAUCUCUUUGGAUAAAAAUAAGGCUAACGGCGGUAUAUUUAUAAUUUGUUAUUUUGUCAGAAGAACUUCACACAACCAACAAAAAUAUAUAAGUAAUCUAUACUGUGAUCACAUGUUUGAUGUGUGACAGAAACAAAGCAGGGGU
Messenger RNA from Xiphophorus couchianus (Monterrey platyfish), 3821 nucleotides. Its product is annotated as prostate stem cell antigen-like. The transcript is spliced from 3 exons. NCBI's taxonomy places the organism in Eukaryota, Metazoa, Chordata, Actinopteri, Cyprinodontiformes, Poeciliidae. Bases 1097 to 1480 code for a protein of 127 amino acids. The record is from RefSeq and is a predicted model, not a curated record.